Brassica rapa (field mustard) is the source of this 6716-nucleotide messenger RNA. Its product is annotated as transcription factor MYB26. The record is from RefSeq and is a predicted model, not a curated record. Lineage: Eukaryota; Viridiplantae; Streptophyta; Magnoliopsida; Brassicales; Brassicaceae.
GAGUAGUUAAUAAAUUUUUAUUUUUUUCUUCGUUAGUAGGCCCAAUUUCUCUUUCUUAAAUCGUGUUAUAUUUUAAAGUAAGAUAUAGUUGUGUAUUUUAUAUUAUUUUCACAAUUAUUUUGGUUGUUGAUUUAUUAUCAUAGUAUUUAUUUUGGUGUGUGUUAGACAGUUUCAUAUUUUAUCAUCCUUUGCUUUCUUUUAAUGAAUAGUUAAAUUAACUAUUUGUAAGAAAUAAUUAGUGUUAACAAAACUAGUAGUUUAUGCAUCUUAUCUCGUUUAAAUAAAGUAUAUAUAAGAUUAUAAUUAGUGUAAACAAAACUAGUAGUUUAUGCAUCUUACAUCUUUUGGCUUAGAAUAUAUAUACAUUUAGAUAAUAAUUAAAUGGAAUAAAUGUAUAAUGCUUUCGGCCGAUUUCCAAACCCGGUGCGCGAGCGUACCCGUAAGUCAUGAGAUUCCAAGAGAUUAGUCUAGAUCUGUUUUGGCAUGAAAUUUACUUUUAGUUGUAAAUAUAUAUAUAUAUAUAUAUAUAUAUGUAUCAUGCUAUAUACGCAGAAUAUGACAUGAUAAAGACUAUGAAUCUAUGGUAUGUUGAUGCGUUUUGGUUUGAUUUCUAUUUAUAGUUUUUUGUUAAAUUUAAUUAUAUUGCUUUUCACUUUAGCUUCCCCUUACAGAGACAUCAUUCGUAGGGCAAUUCAAAGUUUUUAUAGUAUAUUUUUUUGGUACUACCAAAGUUCUUUUAAUAUUAGUUGAUGAAUAAGAAACGUUGACAAAAGAGGUUAAGGAAAUAAGAAACAAUAAUAAUUGAAAGCGGUAGUUCUCACUUGCGAUUGGCAUAUGUGUUUUUAGUUCAGUUGUUCGGCUAACGAUAGACGAUAGUCCUUACUCGCGUGAUUUCACGGACUCGUAAGCAUAUCUGAGCUCAUUUUGAUCUCUUAUGUAAAAGCUCAUGGAAAAAAGGACAGUUCAAAAUAUCAUAUUUAAAAGCACAAUGAAGUGGUUUCACUCUAAUUUAUAUUAACGAUAUCACACAUGAUGAUUAACUCUUUGAUUCGAAUUGUAGCUUCUCAUGCAGCACAUUGAGCUUGUUUCCCCCUCUCAAGAAAUGACGUUGUUAUUAUCAUGAGCAACACUAUAAUUAAGCUUGACAUGAUUUAAUUUUUAUUUAUUUAGUAAAUUGGUUUUUUAGAGCAUUUCUAAAAGAUAUUUUAUAACUUCAAAUAUGAAAUUUUUUCUCUCCAAAAUAAAAUUUCAAAACUUCAAAUUUAAAAUUUUAAGAAGAGAAACUCGAUAUUUGAAGUCUCACAACUUAAAACUUCAAAUUUAAAGUUUCAUAUUUUUGUUUGCAUUUAAGUCCCUAUAAUUACACAUCACAUGUAUGAUUCUUAAAUAUUUUCUCGUUUAUCAUUUUAAUCUUUAAAAAAAUUAUAUCUCAUAAAUAUUUUAAUUUUUUUUUAUAAAUUUAAUUUUUAUACAUAAAAUAAAAUAAAAUUUUAAAAUAAGAUUUAAACUAGACAACAACAAUGUAAAAAAAGAAACUUAACAAAAUGAAUUUUAAAAAUUACAUAAAAACAUAACUAUUACACAAAUUUAAAUAUCAACAACACUAUUGUCACGUAAAUUUGAUCCAGAACCUCUAAAAUCUCCUCCAAACAAAUUUUAUGUAACCAAAUAUAGUUGUUGUUGUUGUUGUUGUUGUUUUUAAUGUAUUUUUGCACAAUUCUUUCUUGUUUAGAUCAAAUGUAUUCACGAGUAUUAAUAUCAUCGAUAGAAGUUAAGUCUUUUAGAAAUAUUUUUUUUUCCUCUUUUACUUUCCUUUUCAGAUCUAAUAUAUUUACAAGUAUUAAUAUUCCUCGACUUCAAAAUUUUUUAGCUCGUAAUCUACAAAUUAUAAAUGAUCAUAUAUGCAUUACGAAAAUAUAUGAUCAUAUAUGCAUUAACUUCGAAAUGCACUAGAUGAUCAUAUAUGCAUUACGAAAAUAAUUUUAUGAAAUCUUAUGGUAUUUUUUUCUUGAAGUUUGAUACUCCCUCCGUUUUGUUUUUGAAGUAGUUUAACAAGAUUUCACAUGGAUUAAGGCAGUUAACAUAAUGUAUGUUUUGUCUUUCUUUGUCUUUGAAAUAACGUGUGCACUUAUUUUAGAUUACUACUCCCAAUCUCUCACUAAUUAGUCAAAUGUUACUAAUCCCAAUUUAUUCUGGUCUCAGCCAUUUAACACCAUCAUGAUUUCACAGAAGUAUAUAAAUGCUCAAUUAUUCCUUUCGUCAACUCUAUAUGUUGAUUUGAGAACAUACGGGUAAAUAAGAUUUGUAAAUUUUUUAACAAAUUAUGGAGCCAAAUAUUAAUCAUCUUAAUCUUUGGCCUCUGCUUUCUCUUUGGUCUCUUCAUUCUUCAUUUUUUAGUGAAUGAGUUUCGUUGAAUAACAAGUGGAUUAUAUAGUGGACGAUGCUGAGAUUUUAUAGUUACUGAAUUUACAUUAUUAAAUUUUCAAUUGAAUGAAAAUGGCAUGUUUUGUAAAACGUGGAUUGCUCUGAAACUUGAAAUGAUUGACUGAAAAAUAAUUUUAAAAUCAAAGGGUAGAUAAAGUCUAAAAUGAUCAAAUGUUACAUAGAAGUUUGGAAACGGCUAUUAUUUUGACACAAAACAAAAUCCCUAAAACGACUUAAAAAACAAAACGGAGGGAGUAUUAAUUAUGUUAUUUCUGUUUAAUUUUUUAUAUUUUAAUACAAUAUUUUACUAAUUAAUAUUGUUGUAAUAAUAGUAAAAUUUUUAUAAAUUUAAAUUAGUUAUGACAAAUAUAAGGACCAUAAUAUAAAAUACAAAUAGUUUUGAAAUUAAGUUUGAAGUUUUGUUUUUGGAAAACAACAUCUUUAAACUUCGAAUAUAAAAUUUUAGAAACUUCAAAAUAGAGUGUUUUUUUGGAGAUGUUCUUAUAGUCGUAUAGAAACGGCGAAUUUAUAAUUUUAAGUAAAUAAAAUAUAGAGAAACAUUUUCACGUUUUCGUGUGGUUAAAAUAUACUCACGUUGGUAAAACUAUUUACAUGUAGUGACAUCAACUCUUAAGUCAAAUUAAGAAUCUAAUAUAUAAAGCAAUGAAGCCCUUUAUGUCAAACUUUAAACUUUGCUUCCUUUGAUGGCAAUCAUAUUAAUCAUUUUUAUACUUAGAGGAAGUGUCUUUCGACUUAAUUAUUGAUUGAAAAACUUACAUAUUUCACCGUAUAGGAUAAAAGUAAGGACGACCAUAGUGAGAAUCUUUUAACUACAAUUAAUUUUAAUCAUUAGUAUGAAUGUUUUAAAUGAUAAGAAUACCCAAUCUAAAGUUCAAUAAGAAAAUAAAAUUACAUUUUUUUUUAUCAACGAAAAUAAAAUUACAUUAAGAACUAAAUUUAUAACUGAGGCAUAGGACCUGCACUGUCUGCAUGAGCAGCACGUGUCUGUCUAGAAGUAGUCAAUGGCCAUGAUUCUGUAAUAAGCCACACAGGCUCUCACUGAGAGAAACUUCAGCUUUUAGCCUUGUUAACCUUUUAUAAACACAAAACCCUAUAAAGAUACACUGGCCACUCUCGUCUUCAGUGUGCUAAAAUGCCCACCUAAAUAAAUGUUAGUAUAAUAUUAUUACUUUGUUAUAUCUUUAAUGUGUCAACUCAUUUCUUUUUAUACUCUACAAAAGUUCCAAUUAUUGUUAAUUUAACUCUUAUAUAUACAUAUAUGAUGUUUUGGAAUUCAAAAUAGAAAUAUUGGGUCCACAAAAUUAGGUGGUAUAUUAUUAUCUCUUAGUUUGGUAAUUAAUUAAUAAGAAGUUUUUCUGCAGCCGUCAUUUCUAUCUCAUUUUAAUUGUGUGUAACUGUGUAUUAAUCUCCCCAGUUUACAAAUAUUAUAAGUUUGUACGACCCUUCAACAUUGUGCAAACAUUCUUAGAGAGAGAGAGAGAGACAGAGAGAUAAAGAGAGAGAACUAGUGAGAGAAAGAGAGAUGGGCCAUCACUCGUGCUGCAACAAGCAGAAGGUGAAGAGAGGGCUUUGGUCACCGGAAGAAGACGAAAAGCUCAUCAACUACAUCAAUACAUAUGGCCAUGGAUGCUGGAGCUCUGUUCCCAAACAUGCAGGUUUGCAGAGAUGUGGAAAGAGUUGUCGAUUAAGAUGGAUAAAUUAUCUAAGACCUGAUCUUAAACGUGGAAGCUUCUCUCCUCAAGAAGCUGCUCUUAUCAUUGAGCUUCAUAGCAUUCUUGGCAACAGAUGGGCUCAAAUUGCUAAACAUCUACCGGGAAGGACAGAUAAUGAGGUCAAGAAUUUCUGGAACUCAAGCAUAAAAAAGAAGCUCAUGUCUCACCAUUAUCACCAUCAUCAUGGUCAUCAUCAUCAUCAUACCUCUUCAAUGGCGAGUUUGCUCACUAACCUUCCUUAUCACAACGUAUUCAACGGUACUGUUGGCGACGAUGAAGGUUCAAGAUUCAUGUCCAGUUUCAUCGCAAACACAAACCCUAAUUUCAUCACUCCAAACCACCUCCCUCUUCCUUCUCAUGUUAUGACCCCAUUGAUGUUCCCAACCUCUAGAGAAGGAGACGUCAAGUAUCUAACCACUACCAACACAAACCAGUCCCAUCAAGAUAAUAACCUUUCCACCAAUCUCGACAUUUUUUCAGCCACACCAUUCAUAAACAAUCAUCAUCACCAUCAUGAUAAUGAUCCCCAAUGGCCAUCACUACCAGAUCUCCCAGCGAGUACCAUCUCCCCUUUUCACGAAAGCCUUCAUGAUUAUGACGAUGGUGAUAAACUCAACGUGUUUGUAACACCACACAACGAUAAUGGGGAUCCUCGGAACUUUCCUUUGGUGGCCACAAAGUUAUUAUGUGGACAAGUUCUUGAAGGCAAAGCAAUUUCACAAGAUCACUGCCUUCUUCUCCCAACAACUUACGACUUGCAAAUGCAUGGUGAUUAUCGACGAGUGGACUCAUACAUUAAUCACAUGGUCAUACCAUCAUCAUCAUCUUCAUCAUCGCCAAUCUCCUGUGGACAGUACGUCAUCACUUAAGCAAACCCUAGUCCUACUCUAUCAACAUGGGAUUCCUAGACAUGAGUACGUAAUAAAUAUAUACCUAUAUAUGAUAUAUAUACGUUUUUAUAUCUAUAUAUAAGGAGGAAAGAGAGAACAUAAAUAAUCACUCACAUGUGUUGAUAACUGUUUUCCAUAUCAAAAAUAUUCUACACUAUAGUAUAUAAGAAUUUGUGAUAUGUUACAUUUUCAGAAAUAUUGCAUCGUCUUUGUUUUAUGGGGGAAACAUAAAUGUUGCUAGUUCUUCUUCAGGUAUAUAGUCGUGAGUUUGUGGAAAAAAGGUUACCAUUACAUAUAAAGUUCGUCCUUAUACACUAUUAAUGAACACAUAUAAACACAUGUAUGUACAAUAUCUCUCUCGUCACCUACGUACAUAUGUGUUUGUAUAUGGUCAGUUUGUUUUAGCCUCUGUGGUGGAAAUUGCUGUCUUCAUCUUUGUUCUUGUCGCUUAUUGCAUUUCUCUAUCUAUGAUAUUAUGUGGGGUCAACCUUUGGACUGUCGUAAUUCAAUGCAAGUUUCAUGUACAAAUAUCAUUGGUCAACUUCGAGAUUCUCUUUUGAUCAAUUUUAAAUGAUUGUGGUGAAAAACAUAAUUAUUACCCUUUAACUUUAAUAUUUUUGUCUGUUACCUGAAGAUUUAAAGCAAUGAGAAUGUCAGCAUCAUGUAGAGAAAGAGAUUCCUUGACAAACUAUCCAUUAGAAAAGGAGCUACAUUGUAAUGUUGACAAAUGAAAAAGCAUAGACUUUUGAAAGUAUUACUUCACUUCGACUCCGAGAUUCAACAACACAUCAAAACAUGAAUAUUAAUACAUAGUAAUUUACUAAUUUAUAAGAUCGAAGUUUCUAGGCAGUGACUCUGUGACGACCUUGAGCUAUUCUCUGAGCUAUAUGACUCUUCGCCCACCUUUGGUUGCUUUGCUGGUCAAAAUCAGACAUUCACUAGUCGAGUAAGUAAACAGUUUGAUCACUCAAAACAUAAUGUACAAAUGUCAAAUUUUCUAUUAGUGCUAAACAACGAACUCCUCUAAGGUGAAUGAAGAAGAGCAGUGAAGAAGAGCAGUGAGUUUGAGGUGUUGAAAAGUUGAUUUACUACAUUUUUACUAAGGAAGAGUAAAUUAUAAACUCGUUUUCUUCCGGAUCGUUAUAUAUUUUAUUUCAGUUUUAUUUAAUAAUCUUUUCGAUUUUAACAUAUUUGAUUUUUAAAUUAUAAGUUCGUUUUCUUCCGGAUUUAUUUGAUUCAAACGGUUGACAUUUUAUUCGAAACUCUACUGUAGAACUCAAAAAGGAGGUUUAACACUAAGAUAUCUACCGAGCAAAGAAGCCAUGGUUACGUCUGCGCCUGAUAGUGCUUAGGUUGGAAUGUCCUAUUGGGAAAUAAAAGCAAUGGCUCACUUGUUGAAGGAUUGACUACACCACCAAGUACAAAGAUGAUAUCAAGCAAGCACCUCGCAGAGCAGCAAAGUUAGCAACUUUGGUACAUAGACUAAAGCCCAACAAACAAUAGACACAAAGCUGGAAUACUUUUUUUUUUUUUUUGUCAAACAGCUGGAAUACAUUAACAUUCUUUCACUAUAUGCAACUCAAGCUACAAGCAUUUUCUAACUCGCCAUGAUCAUGAUUCAAAAACCUAUAACACCGCACCAUGAUACAGUACUUCCACUAACAGCAAA